Drosophila subpulchrella is the source of this 776-nucleotide messenger RNA. RefSeq lists its product as uncharacterized. The transcript has a single exon. The record is from RefSeq and is a predicted model, not a curated record. Bases 66 to 710 code for a protein of 214 amino acids. Lineage: Eukaryota; Metazoa; Arthropoda; Insecta; Diptera; Drosophilidae.
GAUCACGCGAUUGGACGGUGGCUUAAAAGGGCCGACUGCACUGCGGCUGCAACACAGUGAGCACGAUGAGCCGCCAACCGCUGGGAAUUCUCCUGGUGGCGCUGAGUCUGGCCCAGAUCGCGGCCAGGCCUGAGCCGCAGAAUCCGUUCGAGAGCCUGAGCCUGGGCGCCAUGAGUCUGGCCGGGAACAUAGCGGAGGCCGUUCAGAGCGGGGCGGCCAUGAACAAGGACCUCAACAUCGACAAUCCCCUAGUGUCCGUGCACUCGAAGACGGCCGUGGGCUACGGGGAUGCCAUCCGCCCGAUGGCGCCCGACUCGUCCGAGGAGAACCGUCGAAGGAGGCGGAGGAGGAGGAGGAGCCUGCUCCGCCACAAGCGAGCGCCGUGCUUCUGGAAGAUGGGCACCGCCGCCACCACAGCUGCGUCCGCCGACGAUGAUGUGGAGGCCAGGCGAAAACGGGCCAGGAAGCGGGCCGCCAACAACGCCUCGCGGUCCCGCGUGAGUCCCAAGACCACUGGCAAGAAGAAAAUCCAGCGCCGGCGGCGCCAGGCGCCAACGGACCUGGAAAUGGCACCCAACAUGGGCGGAACGGAUCCCUUGGCCCUGGGCGAUAGGAUCAAGACCAUGUGGCUAUCGUUCGUGGACAACGUCACGGAUGUGGUGCAGCAGGUGCGCCAGAAAAUCUCCGACACGGCCAGCUCUACGGGCUAAAGAUUCCCCAUCAAGUGUAUUUUUUUUUUUUGUUUAUUAAUAAGUGCAAUAAAAGCAAAUGGAAAC